AUGUACGCCACGGGUACUACACGAGACCCUUCGAGUCUGUUCAAGCGGCUCAAUCUCCAGAUGCAAGAACACUACGUCGUCUGCUUCACCUGUACCCCUUGUGACGAAGCCGAGAAUACUCCCACAACAGCCGGGACGACGAGCAUACAGUGGUGCCGGUAUUAUCUGUGGGUGUUCAACUCUCCGCCGCUGACCCUCCCCAUGCUCGAAGGAGACAUCGACGUCGUCAAAGCUGGCAUUUACUCCAAAACGUGCAGCAUCAGGGGCUUCUCGAAGGGUGUCCACGCAGCGUGCUUGGAGAGGGCUGUGGAGAUUCUCCGAGCCCGUCUUUGA
Messenger RNA from Colletotrichum destructivum, 333 nucleotides. RefSeq lists its product as uncharacterized. NCBI's taxonomy places the organism in Eukaryota, Fungi, Ascomycota, Sordariomycetes, Glomerellales, Glomerellaceae. Bases 1 to 333 code for a protein of 110 amino acids. The record is from RefSeq and is a predicted model, not a curated record. The transcript has a single exon.